Prunus persica (peach) is the source of this 871-nucleotide messenger RNA. RefSeq names its product phosphoglycolate phosphatase 1B, chloroplastic. The record is from RefSeq and is a predicted model, not a curated record. Lineage: Eukaryota; Viridiplantae; Streptophyta; Magnoliopsida; Rosales; Rosaceae. Gene Ontology annotation, molecular function: phosphatase activity. Bases 32 to 418 code for a protein of 128 amino acids. The transcript has 6 exons.
UUAAUUUUACAGUAUAAUCUCAGCCGCCGCUAUGGACAGCGACGAAGCUGGAGUUGUGGAUUACGAGUUCAUCGACAACGACUCCGACGAUUCCAAUGAUGUCUCCUCACAUCGAUACCAGGUUUAUGUGAUUGGUGAGGAAGGUAUCUUGAAGGAGCUUGAGCUUGCUGGAUAUCAAUACAUUGGUGGACCAUGCACUUGUUACAUGUAUUGCAUUUGGUCUUCUCUGGUGGCAGUUGUCAUUAAUCAAUGUUUAUGUGAUGGAAAGUAUGUGACACUCUGUCUACGUGAAAACCCUGGAAGUCUUUUCAUUGCAACAAAUUGUGAUGCUGUCACUCGUCUCAAAGAUGCUCAGGAAUGGGCAGGUGGACCGUGGUGGUUCUAUGGUUGGCGCUAUCCAUGGAUGUAUUCAACGUGAGCCGCUGGUUGUGGGAAAACCCUCAACAUUUACGAUGGACUACUUAGCAAACGAAUUUGGCAUCUUGAAGUGAAGUCACAGAUUUGCAUGGUUGGGAUACACAUUAGAUACUGAUAUUCUGUUUGGACAAAAUGGUGGUUACAAAACUUUUCUUGUUCUCUCAGGUGUCACCACUUUAUCAGUGCUUCAGAGUCCUAACAACUCCAUACAACCAGAUUUUUACACGAACAAGAUUUCAGACUUUUUGUCUCUCAAGGCUGCAACUGUAUGAUUAUUAUGUUACCCCUAAAAUCAAACUUGGGCGGAUCUGUCAUUAUUUGUCUCUGCCAGUCAUACUUCCAUGUAAUUUUUUUAAGUAUAUUUUACUGGAUGUAGGUUUCUGAAACAAAAAGAAACAGAGUACAUUAAUAAAUAUAAAAGCUAUGCACUUGAGAUGUCUGUGCAAUUGUUAAA